GUCUCAGUAGCAGUAGGCCUGGCAGGGUUUGUCUGUGUGAUGCUGGUGGUUCUCCUCCUCCUCAUCAACAAGUAUGGACGACACUCCAAGUUUGGAUUGAAAGGACCAGUAGCAGUGAUAAAUGGUGAGGAAGAUUCUGCCAGCCCACUUCACCAUGUGAACCAUGGGAUUAUCAGCCCCUGUACGCUGGAUGCAGGGCCAGAGUCUGUGGUGAUCGGAAUGACCAGAAUCCCUGUCAUAGAGAACCCACAGUAUUUCAGACAUGGAUACAACUGUAAGAAACCCACCACCUACGUUCAGCAUAUUAAACGACGGGACAUUAUUUUGAAAAGGGAGCUGGGAGAGGGAGCCUUCGGCAAGGUCUUCCUGGCUGAAUGUUACAACUUGAGUCUUACCAAGGAUAAGAUGCUGGUAGCUAUAAAGACUCUGAAGGAUCCCACUCUUGCAGCCAGGAAGGAUUUCCAGCGUGAGGCUGAGUUGCUGACAAACCUCCAGCAUGAACACAUAGUGAAGUUCUACGGAGUGUGUGUGGAUGGAGACCCACUCAUCAUGGUCUUUGAGUACAUGAAGCAUGGAGAUCUCAAUAAGUUUCUCAGGUGA
Molecule: messenger RNA, 600 nt
Organism: Paralichthys olivaceus (Japanese flounder)
Lineage: Eukaryota; Metazoa; Chordata; Actinopteri; Pleuronectiformes; Paralichthyidae
Source: RefSeq, a predicted model, not a curated record